AUGUCGAGGACAUACAAGUCGGGGACAGGGUUGGUAUCCAGGACUUGUGGCCAAUGCGAUGAUUGUUCUCGGGGCGAUAAUCUACUCUGCCCGCAGGCCGAGUUCUCUGGCUGCACUGCUGAUGGCACUUUUCAGCAAUAUGGCAUCUGCAAGGCUGAAAAUGCCGUGCGCAUUCCAGAUGCGAUACCCCUCGAGACUGCCGCACCGAUUCUCUGCGCUGGGGUCACAGUGUAUAAGGCCCUCAAGGAGAGCAAUCUCCGGCCCGGCCAAACCGUCGCCAUCGUUGGUGCCGGCGGUGGCCUUGGGACUCUAGCCUGUCAAUAUGCCAAGGCUUGUGGAUAUCGUGUGCUUGCUCUGUCUAGCGGAGCGUCCAAAAAGGCCAUGUGCAUUGACCAACUGGGAGUUGAUUACUUCAUUGAUUAUGCCACAUCGCCGGAUGUUGUUAGCGAAGUGAAGUCUGUCACUGGUGGGGGCGUACAUGCUGCCAUCGUGGUUGCAACUGUGGUUGCUCCGUUUCAGCAGGCAUUAGAGUACAUACGAGGAGGUGGGACGUUGGUUGCAGUGGGAUUGAUCCCGGGAGCGAUCACCUCUGAUAUUUUCUCGCUUAUCACACGCAAGCUCACCAUCAAGGGAUCAUACGUCGGUACCAGGCAGGAAACAGAGGAAGCGCUCGCGGUGCUCGCUCAUGCUGGGUUCAGAGUCCAAUAUGACGUUCGGGAGCUUUUUGAACUGCCCGAUGUCUUCGAAUCGAUGGAGCAAGGUAAAUUACAAGGUCGAACAGUGCUCAAGAUACCGACCAGAAAACCGGUCUCUGGUAAUCUCAGCAUGGGUCUGGCACCGUCGUUAUUCUCCGAGAAUGAACACAACAUCGGCACGCACUUGGCAUAUCGACUGGAGGAACUGGGCGCUCUACACUAUUUCACGGUGCCGGGCGAUUUCAACUUGAUUCUAAUUGAUCAACUGCUUAAGAACCAAUCUCUAACGAUGGUCGGCUGCUGCAAUGAGCUUAAUGCAGGAUAUGCAGCAGAUGGGUAUGCGCGGUCUUCGCCCUCGGGGAUCGCCGUCAUCGUGGUGACCUUCAUGGUGGGCGGCCUAUCGGUGAUCAAUGCAGUGGCCGGGGCGUACUCGGAUAGGUUGAAGGUGAUCGUCAUAUCUGGAUGUCCAAAGGAGGACACAUUUGGUCAGGAUGGCCCCAUCCACCAUACUCUGGGGCUUCCCGACCGCGAUCACACACUCCGAAUGUUCCAAGAAGUUACCACAGCUGCUGUCCGCCUUGAUACAAAGCAGAACCCGACGGAGUUGCUUGACCGGACGAUUAACCGAUGCAUCGAGGAUUCCCUUCCGGUGUAUAUCGAGAUUCCGUCUGAUCUUUCGACCUUCCCGUGCUCGGCGCCUGGUCCUCUGGUGCAUACCAGACUAGCGACAGGGACUUCGAGCGAGCUCGGUCCCUGGUUGGAUGUUUUCUUGAGAUCCUGGAAGGAAGCGAAGAAAGCCGUAGUCAUGAUCGGCAGUCAGUCGCGUGGAGCCAUAUCGACCGAACUUCUGGUCGCCUUGGCAGAAAAGCUGGGAUGUCCUGUGUGUUGCCAGCCGGAUGGCAAAUCCCUUUUUCCUGAAACCCACCCUCAAUUUGUGGGGACAUUCUGGGGCUCUGCAAGUACUCCCGGGUGCGAGGAGAUUGUAUUAGAGUCGGAUUUAUGGAUUGUUCUUGGAGGCCGAUGGAACGAUUUCCAUAACCCAGGCAACAAGUUCGACUUGACCAGCGACUCGCGGCAGAUACUCGAUUUGAAGACUGGGCGCACCAACACUCCGAAUGGCAAAUUCUUUGGUGGUAUUCCCUUGCACGAGAUCGUUACGGCCAUUGUCGACUCUGACGUUGAACGAGACCUUGGGAUGCGUCACUCCAUCUCUUUCAUUGCGGAUCAAGCCGAUGUCAAUGGGUUAUCAAAUGAGACAGCACCCUUGACGAUGGCCAGUAUUCUGCAUUCGAUCCAAGACAUGCUGCGAGGCAAUGACACUCUUAUCGCGGAGACUGGAGAAAGCUGGUUCAAUAGCCAAAUGAUUCGGUUGCCAAGAGGGGCGGACUACCAAAUGCAAAUGAUGUACGGGUCCAUUGGUUGGAGUCUUCCAGCGGCGUUGGGAUGUCAAUUAGCCAAGUCCGAGGGAAGGGCUGUGCUGCUGAUGGGGGAUGGCAGUCUUCAAAUGACGGCCCAGGAGAUCAGUACCAUGAUCAGAAUGAGAGCCAAUCCAGUGAUUUUUAUCUUCAACAAUCUAGGUUAUCGCAUCGAAUCGGCGUUCCACGAUGGGCCGUACAACUACAUCGCGAACUGGAAUUAUGCAGCGCUGGCUUCCGUGUUUCAGAACGCGGCCCAUGCCAUUGACCGGGCCAAUCCUUUUGUUCCCUUGACUAGUUCCCAUCCUGGGCUCCUGGCAAUGCAAAUCAAGACGAACGGAGAACUCUUUAUGGCUUUAGAGCGGGUUCAGCAAGAGCCAGACAAACUUGCCGUAUUAGAAUGUUGCAUCCAUCCCAGCGAUAUCAGUCCUCUCUUGGUUCGGUUUGGGCAAGCAGUCUUUUCGGGAAGAGAGUGA
Aspergillus clavatus NRRL 1 is the source of this 2586-nucleotide messenger RNA. RefSeq names its product pyruvate decarboxylase. The coding region runs from base 1 to 2586 and encodes 861 amino acids. The transcript has 8 exons. NCBI's taxonomy places the organism in Eukaryota, Fungi, Ascomycota, Eurotiomycetes, Eurotiales, Aspergillaceae. Gene Ontology annotation, molecular function: oxidoreductase activity; thiamine pyrophosphate binding; carboxy-lyase activity. The record is from RefSeq and is a predicted model, not a curated record.